GUCAGUUCUUCUCCGAUCGACAUUUGCGAGCAAAAUGGCGUCUAAAAAGCAGGAUGGUGAUGUCGAAGCUCUUAGGCAGUGCGAAGUCUAUGUGGAAAAACAUAAUAUCCAAGCUAUUCUUAAAGACUGUAUCGUGCAAUUAUGUAUCAAGAAGCCAGACAACCCUCACAAGUUUUUUCGGGAGUAUUUCGAAAAGCUGGAAAAGGAGCACGAAGCAGACUCGCAGGAACGUGGCGAACCCGAAGAAAAACUAGAAAUUGAAGAUCAUCCAGGUCCUGUUGGCGUUCCCAGAAAACGCCGCGGAGCUGUUAGUGCUGGACCUAUUACUGAAGACGAAGCCACGUCUUACGUGAAAAAGGUCGUACCGAAAGACUACAAAACUAUGGCCGCCCUGUCGAAGGCAAUCGCGAAGAAUAUCCUAUUUUCUCACCUGGACGAAAAUGAAAGGAGCGAUAUUUUCGAUGCAAUGUCUCUGGUUAAACACAGUGCAGGGGAGAUUGUUAUUCAGCAAGGGGACGAAGGCGAUAACUUUUACAUCAUUGACAGUGGUGAAGUCGAUGUGUUUGUCAGUGAUGAAUAUGUGUCUACCAUUGGAGAAGGAGGCAGUUUUGGUGAAUUAGCCUUAAUUUAUGGCACACCAAGAGCAGCUACCAUAAAGUCGCGAACUGAUGUAAAGCUUUGGGCUAUUGACCGAGUAACCUACCGCCGUAUAUUGAUGGGUAGCCAGAUCCGUAAGAGAAAAAUGUAUGAACAGUUCCUGGAGAAAGUCAGUAUUCUUGAAUCCCUUGAUAAAUGGGAACGUCUCACAGUGGCUGAUGCACUGGAAGCAGUUACUUAUGAGGAUAAUGAAAAUGUUGUAGUCCAAGGAGAGCAUGGGGAUGAAUUUUACAUUAUUGUUGAUGGGGUAGCUGUGGUCCUGCAGCGGAGGUCACCAAAUGAAGAUUAUAUCGAGGUCAGCCGGCUAGGACAAUCAGACUACUUUGGUGAAAUUGCCCUGGUUCUUAAUCGUCCUCGUGCUGCAACAGUCCGGGCAAAAGGAACCCUUAAGUGUGUCAAACUUGACAGGCAGCGUUUUGAAAGAGUGCUGGGUCCCUGUAUCGACAUCCUCAAGAGAAAUAUCCAGCAGUAUAACAGCUUUGUUUCUUUAGUGGUGUAAUUGACUGAGUGGUCAACUACAGAUUGUAAAAAUGUAGCAGUGGCAGUGUAACAGAUAAGAUGAUUAUGUGAGUGGUAAAUAAACUAAAAUGUGUAUACUUCAGUCUACAUGCAAGAGAUUAUGAUACUGCAGUAGUGAGUUUAGAUGCAAUAUAUCUUAGCAUGGUUAAGUUAUACAUAUCUCGCCUCGGGCUAAGAAUUUUUUUUCAGCUGGAUACACUGCAAGUCCUCUCCAGUCUUGAUUAUGUUUGCCUGUUGAAGAUUUUCGAUACCUUUCUUCUGUAUCUUUAAGUUAGGGUUGCUCCAAAAAGAUGAAGAUCAAUCAACAGGUAAUUUAUUAAAAUUCUUUUUCAUCAUAGAAAAAUUUGCCCAAUCAAUUAAAAGGAAGAAAUUUUCUGCAAACAUUGAGAUUAUAUCGAUUCUAAAUUACUCUUGAUCAAGCUUUUGAUACUUAUAUUAUUGUAGUCACUGAAAGGAAUAAAAUACCUGGACUGUGUUUUUAAUUUCUGGAUUGCAAGUUGGUAAUAGUGUCUUACUUUAAAAGUUGCCCAUUGUACCAAGAUCAUAUCCUUUUCUUCUCUAAGUUUGGUUGUUUAGUGAAUGGUAUUUAUUUAUAGUUAUGUGGGUUGUCAAAACAUGAUAAAGUGCCAUGUAAUUAAGUAAUUGUAAGAAUGACAAUUAAACAUUGCAGUGAACUUAA
This is a messenger RNA of Stylophora pistillata, 1855 nucleotides long. RefSeq names its product cAMP-dependent protein kinase type I-beta regulatory subunit. Gene Ontology annotation, cellular component: cytosol; cAMP-dependent protein kinase complex. The record is from RefSeq and is a predicted model, not a curated record. Gene Ontology annotation, biological process: negative regulation of cAMP-dependent protein kinase activity. Gene Ontology annotation, molecular function: protein kinase A catalytic subunit binding; cAMP binding; cAMP-dependent protein kinase inhibitor activity. Lineage: Eukaryota; Metazoa; Cnidaria; Anthozoa; Scleractinia; Pocilloporidae.